GUAGCACAUGUGGGUAUUUAAAAACAACCGACACUUCAAAAAUACGAGAUGAUGACUGCAAUGGAUUACGGCGGUUUGUUUGCGAGAAGCGGGCAGGUGCAACAACUUCAAGACCAACAUCAACAGCAACGGUGUGUUCUGCAAACCCCUGUAAAAACGGCGGAAAAUGCAAGGAGACUGGUAAUAAAAGACGCAAACGGAGUAAAGACAGCUUUAUCUCGGGGUUAGUCUCCGCUUUAUUUAAACCGAAGGGGAAUUCUGGUUCCGCAGAGAACACUGGUUAUAGUUGUGAAUGUCCUGCUGGCUUUGGUGGCAGCAACUGUGAAAAAAGACAAUGCACGAUGCCUUCAAGUCCAUCUAAAACCAAAACGAUUCAGGACCGAAACAACGUAGGAGAAAGCAUUGUCUACAGGUGUUACUUUGGCUACACAGUUAUUGCUGGGGAUCUCGAGCGAAGAUGUGAAGUUCAAGGAUCGUCAACUAAAUGGACUGGGUCGGCACCAACGUGUGUCCGUAACGAGUGCUUUAGUUCCCCGUGUCAAAAUGACGGUAAAUGUACAAACACUGCUGAAGGAUACAAGUGUUCUUGUCCAACUGGUUUCACUGGAAGAAGAUGUGAAAUAAACAUUAACGAUUGUAAUCCUAACCCAUGCCUUUCAAACGGAAGAUGCCUAGACGGUGUAAAUAAGUACGUUUGCCUUUGUAAUGUUGGUUUCACUGGGAAACACUGCCAGACAAACAUUAACGAGUGUGCAUCGAAUCCGUGUAAACAUGGCACUUGCCGCGACCUUAAGGCUGCAUACGCUUGUCAUUGUGAGUAUGGGUUCACCGGUGUCCAUUGUGAAACGAAUAUAAACGAGUGUGCUUCCCAACCUUGCAAAAAUGGCGGCAGAUGUGUCGAUGGAGUGAAUGGAUUCCAAUGUACCUGUCCAGGUGGGUUCGCAGGUGUCCAUUGUGAAACAAAUAUAGACGAGUGUUUUUCCCAACCUUGUACAAAUGGCGGAAGUUGUGUCGAUGAAGUCAAUGGAUUUAAAUGCACUUGCCCAGCUGGGUUCACUGGUGUCCAGUGUGAAACAAAUAUAGACGAAUGUGCCUCCCAGCCUUGUGAAAAUGGCGCCUUCUGCGCAGAUAAAGUCAAUGGAUUUGCUUGUGAAUGCUUAUCGGGAUAUUCCGGUUUAACUUGCAAUGUGAAUGUAAAUGAAUGUUCCUCGAACCCGUGUCUAAAAGGACUUUGCAUAGAUGCAGUGAAUGGAUACAAAUGCCUCUGUCCGGCUGGUUUCACUGGCAAACGUUGUGAAACAAACAUUGAUGAGUGCGCCUCUGGUCCUUGCAAAAAUGGUGGCGGAUGUGUUGACACAGUCAAUGGAUUCAAAUGCACCUGCCCAGCUGGGUUUACCGGUGUCCAGUGUGAAACGAAUAUAGACGAAUGUGCCUCUCAACCUUGCAAAAAUGGCGGCUUUUGUACAGAUGAAGUCAAUAAAUUCAAAUGUGAUUGUGUGGCCGGGUAUACGGGUUUGACCUGUGAGACAGACGUAGACGAAUGUUCUUCUACUCCUUGUAAGAACGGCGGUAAGUGCAAUGAUGCUGUUAAUGGCUACAGUUGUACUUGCCGUGGUGGAUGGACCGGUCCGUUAUGUGAGGUUGCCAUUGAUGAGUGCUCAUCUAUCCCGUGUCAACACAAAGGUUUAUGUAAAGAUGAGAUCAACGGCUAUACGUGUACCUGCCAAAGAGGAUACACUGGCAAUAACUGCCAAUUUGACAUAGAUGAAUGCAAAUCGUCACCUUGUCAAAAUGGUGGUACAUGUAGAGACGCCGUCAACAAAUAUAGCUGUACAUGUUUGCCUGGAUUUGCCGGUCCUACAUGUGAAACCAAUAUAGACGAAUGUGCAUCUAACCCUUGCAUGAAUGGUGCAACGUGUAUUGAUGGUAUGAAUGAAUUUACAUGUGCAUGCAAACCUGGAUUUGCCGGUCUUACAUGCCAAACCAAUAUAGACGAAUGUGCAUCUAACCCUUGUAUGAAUGGUGCAACGUGUAUUGAUGGUGUUAAUGCAUUUACAUGCGCCUGCAAAGCUGGUUUUACCGACCCUACAUGCAUAACCAAUAUUGACGAAUGUGAAUCUAACCCUUGCAAGAAUGGAGCAACGUGUAUUGAUGGUGUGGAUAGUUUCACAUGCUCAUGCAAACCUGGCUUUACCGACCCUACUUGUGAAACCAAUAUCAACGAAUGUGCGUCUGAUCCUUGCAAGAAUGGUGCAACGUGUAUUGAUGGUGUGAAUGAAUUUACAUGUGGAUGCACACCUGGAUUUACCGACCGUACAUGCCAAACCAAUAUUGACGAAUGCGCGUCUAACCCUUGCAUGAAUGAUGCAACAUGUAUUGACGGUGUGAAUGGAUUUACAUGUGGAUGCACACCUGGAUUUGCUGGUCUUACAUGCCAAACCAAUAUAGACGAAUGUGCAUCUAACCCUUGCAAGAAUGGUGCAACGUGUAUUGAUGGUGUGAAUGAAUUUACAUGCGCCUGCAAAGCUGGAUUUACCGACCGUACAUGCCAAACCAAUAUUGACGAAUGUGCGUCUAACCCUUGCAUGAAUGAUGCAACAUGUAUUGACGGUGUGAAUGGAUUUACAUGUGGAUGCACACCUGGAUUUGCUGGUCUUACAUGCCAAACCAAUAUAGACGAAUGUGCAUCUAACCCUUGCAAGAAUGGUGCAACGUGUAUUGAUGGUGUGAAUGAAUUUACAUGCGCCUGCAAAGCUGGAUAUACCGACCCAACAUGUGAAACCAAUAUUGAUGAAUGUGUAUCUAACCCUUGCAUGAAUGGUGCAACAUGUAUUGAUGGUGUGAAUGAAUACACGUGUGCCUGCAAACCUGGUUUUACCGACCGCACAUGCCAAACCAAUAUAGCGGAAUGUGCGUCUAACCCUUGCAUGAAUGGUGCAACGUGUAUUGACGGUGUGAAUGGAUUUACAUGUGGAUGCACACCUGGAUUUGCUGGUCUUACAUGCCAGACCAAUAUAGACGAAUGUGCAUCUAACCCUUGCAUGAAUGGUGCAACGUGUAUUGAUGGUGUGAAUGAAUUUACAUGCGCCUGCAAAGCUGGAUUUACCGACCCUACAUGCAUAACCAAUAUUGACGAAUGUGCAUCUAACCCUUGCAAGAAUGGAGCAACGUGUAUUGAUGGUGUGGAUAGUUUCACAUGCUCAUGCAAACCCGGCUUUACCGACCCUACUUGUGAAACCAAUAUCAACGAAUGUGCGUCUGAUCCUUGCAUGAAUGGUGCAACAUGUAUUGAUGGUGUGAAUGAAUACACGUGUGCCUGCAAACCUGGUUUUACCGACCGUACAUGCCAAACCAAUAUAGACGAAUGUGCAUCUAACCCUUGCAAGAAUGGUGCAACGUGUAUUGAUGGUGUAAAAGGAUUUUCAUGUGCAUGUAUACCUGGAUUUACCGGCCUUACAUGUGAAACCAAUAUCAACGAAUGCACAUCUGACCCCUGUCAGAACGAAGCAACAUGUGUAGAUGGCGUUAACGGGUAUAACUGUGUAUGUCCGGAAGGGCAUACUGGUUCUUUGUGUGAAAUCGAUAUAAACGAAUGCGCAUCCAAUCCAUGUCUCAAUGGAGGAAUGUGUGCGGAUGGCGUGAAUGGGUAUACAUGCAUGUGUCCCGCAGGGUUUUCAGGCUAUAGCUGUGAAACCAACGUUGAUGAGUGCAAAUCAAACCCUUGCCAAAAUGGCGGCAGUUGCAAAGAUGCAAUCAACGGAUAUAUCUGCACCUGCCCAGCGGGAUUUACAGGACCAAACUGCGAGACUGAUAUCUACGAGUGUACCCCUAAUCCGUGUAAGAAUGGUCUUUGUUUCGAUGGUAUAAACAGUUUCACUUGUAUGUGUGGUUCUGGUUUUGCUGGUCCCACCUGCGAAAUCAACAUUAACGAAUGUGCCUCCAACCCUUGUAAGAACGGCGCAACUUGCACCGACGAUAUUGACAGGUACAAAUGCAAUUGUUUAGCGGGAUAUAUUGGUUUGCAUUGUGAAUCCAAUGUCGAUGAAUGUUCAUCUAAUCCCUGUGGUAGCGGAGGUACCUGCUUGGAUAGUGUAAACGGAUACACGUGCACAUGUCCAGUUGGUUAUACAGGGACUAACUGCCAGACAAACGUCGAUGAAUGUGCGUCUAACCCCUGUGGUAGCGGGGGAACCUGCUUGGAUGGUGUAAACGGAUACAAGUGUAACUGUGAAGUUGGUUAUACAGGGACUAACUGCCAGACAAACGUCGAUGAAUGCUCAUCUAAUCCCUGUGGCAAUGGGGGAACCUGCUUGGAUGAUGUAAACGGAUACAAGUGUAACUGUCAAGUUGGUUAUACAGGGACUAACUGCCAGACAAACGUCGAUGAAUGUGCAUCUAACCCCUGCAGCAAGGGACUAUGUCUCGACGGAAUCGACAGUUUUUCUUGUCUCUGUCAGGCUGGAUAUGCGGGACCAACCUGCCUGAUAGACGUUGAUGAAUGUUCCUCCAACCCGUGCUUAAAUGAUGGUACUUGUGUGGAUAAGGUGGACGGAUACACCUGUAUUUGCCCUUCUGGUUACAGUGGAGACACGUGUGGAGUAUUACCAACUACCAGUACCACCACGACUCUGCCCACCACGACGGUUGCAAAGGAUCCUUGCAAUCCGAACCCUUGUCCAGAAAAAGAACCCGGACAACCAAUUAUGUGUCAACCCUCUAACGGGGGCUAUGAAUGUAUUCGACCAAAUGAACCAACACUUUUGUCGGUGACCGAGCGUGGUUUAGGUGGUGUCAAAAUGCGGUUCACCCUGUUCUUAGUCGUAUUUGCAUGUUUGACGCUACAAGACACGCUUGGGGCAGGAACGCUUAGAAAGAUGAAGGCAAGACCUAAACGUUCAAAGGGGGGUGUUUGCACAUCCCCUGCUGCACCACCAAAUACGGAUGGCAACGUUAACUCCGAAAGCACCUAUAAACCAAACCAGAAAAUAAAGUACAAGUGUUUGAAAGACUACGUACACACAGCUGGUUCCUUGGUGAGGAAGUGUGACAAAGAUGGAACUUGGAGUGAUUCGGAACCGAGAUGUGUUCCCAAUUUUUGUAAACCCCCUAAGAUGCCACCAAACAUGGACGACAAAAUUAAAGUCGAAGAUACAUAUGGCGGCAAACAGAAAAUAAAGUACAAAUGCCAGAAGGAUUAUGCUCUCACAUCUGGUUCCUUGGAGAGAACAUGUGAAAUAGGCGGCACUUGGAGUGGCUCGGAACCUAAAUGUGCCCUAAAAGAGUCCAUAAAAUUCUGUACACCUCCCCAAAUGCCACCAAACAUGGACGGCAAACUUAAACUGAAAGAUACAUAUAACGUAAAGCAAAAAAUAAAGUACAAAUGCCGGAAGGAUUAUAUCCUAACAGCUGGUUCCUUGGAGAGAAGCUGUGAAAAAGGCGGCACUUGGAGCGGCUCAGAACCUAAAUGUGUCCUGAGCUUUUGCACCCGCAAUAACGCACCAAGCAACGUUGAGGGAAUUGUUCCAUUUAAGAACCAUUAUUACCUGAACGAAGCCGUAAAGUACAAGUGCAAGAAAGGUUACGUGCAUCUCUCCGGCCCCGUGAAGCAGACGUGUCGGUUGGGCGGCAUUUGGAGUGGAUCGUGGCCACACUGUGACCUUUGCCCAGCCCUCAAAAAACCAGUCCAUGGUACUAUGCGAGUCACCGGUAACCAAAGAGGACGGACGGUGACAUACACGUGCGACAGUGGGUACAUUAUGACCGCAGGUAACAGAGUCCGUAUAUGCCAGGUGGACAACAACCUGGCACAGCUACGCUGGACUGGCACAGAACCGACGUGCUCAUUAAGUGAAUGCAUCACAAGGUCCCCGUGCCAAAACAACGGAACAUGUAGAGACACUGCAAAGGGAUAUGCAUGCACCUGUUCCUCUGGAUUUACGGGAAAGGACUGCGAAACCAACAUACACGACUGUCAGUCUGCACCUUGUAAAAAUGGCGCCAAGUGCACCGACAGAGUGAAUGGUUUCUCGUGCGACUGCGCGUCUGGGUUCACGGGAGAAACGUGCGGUGUGAACAUCAAUGACUGUCUUUCCUCACCUUGUAGAAGUGGCGGGACGUGUACGGACGGUAUUAAUGGGUAUACAUGUAUCUGUCCAGUAGGAUUCACCGGGGCCAACUGUGAAACCAAUAUAGAUGACUGUGCCUCUAAACCUUGUCAGAAUGGAGCAAGCUGUACCGACGAUAUCAACAGCUAUACGUGUUCGUGUCUUGCAGGAUUUACCGGUCAAAACUGUGAAACAAACGUGGAUGACUGCGCGUCUAAACCGUGCAAAAAUGGGGCCUCUUGUACAGACCUCAUCGCCAGCUAUGCUUGCUCCUGUCCUGUUGGAUUUACCGGUGACAACUGUGAAACCAACAUCGACGAAUGCGCAUCCAACCCUUGCCUUAACGGUGGAACGUGCAGUGACACCAUAGGCGGCUACUCUUGUGCGUGUCUUAACGGGUACAGCGGAUUAUUCUGUCAAACCCAGAGAGACCAGUGUGCCUCAGAUCCUUGCAGAAAUGGUGGAACAUGCAUAAAUAAGGGGCAUGGAUACACGUGCUUAUGCCAGCUGGGAUUUAAAGGAAUGAAUUGUGAGCUUCCUGCGACCACAGUGCCGAGUAUCAACGUGGCAACUACCCCUUCGACAAUGAAACCCAAAGGCUACUGUAUGGCUGACAAUAAACUCUACAAGGAAGGGGAAACAUGGGACAUCGGUUGCAAGCAAACAUGUCGGUGCAUUUCUUCGAAUAUGAACUUCUAUUACUGCGAAGCCAAGUGUAGCACAGAUUGGAGAACGAUGGGGCUUCAGACUGGGUGUAAAGUGAUCCCUCCCAAACCCGGAGAGUGCUGCGAAACGCUCAACUGUGACCAGCUUACACCACCACCGUAAAAUAUAGGACGGCAUGACGUCAGACAUUGAGUUAUCUACAACAGAACGCCCUUAAAAUAACAGUUAACAUACAUGGACGAUUCAACGAACAUUGUAUGCAAAUGAAACUUUUUCAAAUAUUUACCAAAACUAUAAUAUUAUAUAUUUCGAAUAUUAUUAGUAAUGGGUUAUAGUUUUUUUUUUUUCCUUUUUUUUAAAUUAUUAUAACCAUGUUAAGUGAUUUAAAACAGAAAUAAUAAGUUGUUAAAAACUUAAAUGGAAGUAAAAAAUCACAGCAAGGGGUAAUUGGCCUAUGUGUAAGUUGAGAUUUUUUUUUGUGAAAUUGAAGCUUUCUAAUUAGAUGUCUGAAAACUCAUUUCGGUUUCCGGUAUUAUAUAUAUUUGAAAUACCAUUUGGCGGUACGGAUUCGUGUAUUUGUUCUUAUUUUUAAUUAUAUACCAUUGUCACAUUUAAACACAACAUAAUGCAAUUCAAUUAACACGUUAACAUUUGUUAUGAAAAGUGAAAUGUAAUUUAAUUG
Molecule: messenger RNA, 7452 nt
Organism: Lingula anatina
Lineage: Eukaryota; Metazoa; Brachiopoda; Lingulata; Lingulida; Lingulidae
Biological process (GO): axon guidance; Notch signaling pathway
Cellular component (GO): cell surface; plasma membrane; signaling receptor complex
Molecular function (GO): calcium ion binding; protein binding
Source: RefSeq, a predicted model, not a curated record